This is a messenger RNA of Loxodonta africana (African savanna elephant), 797 nucleotides long. It is a transcript of the gene AMELX, whose product is annotated as amelogenin X-linked. The record is from RefSeq and is a predicted model, not a curated record. Bases 1 to 648 code for a protein of 215 amino acids. NCBI's taxonomy places the organism in Eukaryota, Metazoa, Chordata, Mammalia, Proboscidea, Elephantidae. Gene Ontology annotation, molecular function: structural constituent of tooth enamel. Gene Ontology annotation, biological process: enamel mineralization; multicellular organism development. The transcript is spliced from 4 exons.
AUGGGGACCUGGAUUUUGUUUGCCUGCCUCCUGGGAGCAGCCUUCGCUAUGCCACUACCGCCUCAUCCUGGGCACCCUGGUUAUAUCAACUUCAGCUAUGAGGUGCUCACCCCUUUGAAGUGGUACCAGAACAUGAUAAGGCAGCCGUACCCUUCCUAUGGUUACGAGCCCAUGGGUGGAUGGCUGCACCACCAAAUCAUCCCCGUGCUGUCCCAGCAGCAUCCCCAGAGCCACACCCUGCAGCCUCAUCACCACUUCCCCAUGGUGGCCGCUCAGCAGCCCGUGGUCCCUCAGCAGCCAAUGAUGCCACUUCCCGGCCAACACUCCAUGACUCCAACCCAACACCAUCAGCCAAACCUCCCUCCACCCAUCCAGCAACCCUACCAGCCCCAGCCAGUCCAGCCGCAGCCUCAGCAGCCCAUGCAGCCACAGCCACCUGUGCACCCCAUCCAGCCCUUGCCACCACAGCCACCUCUGCCUCCGAUGUUCCCCAUGCAGCCUCUGCCCCCCAUGCUCCAUGACCUGCCCCUGGAAGCUUGGCCAGCAACCGACAAGACCAAGCGGGAAGAAGUGGUGAGUGCACCUCGAAGCCGGCAUAGUACAAGUCCUGGGGGAAUGGGGGAGCAAAAUGGCCCCCCAGAGUUCUGAGUUCCCCAACAAUGCAGGCCCCAGAGUUGCAGUAGCUCCAGGUCUACGAUUCUAUUAGUCCAAGGCAUGUAGUGCAACUUUACAUUGUAAAUGAGUUUAUUCAUCUGCAUGGCUCAGGAAUUAAGACUAGAGCUUUUAUGGUGGGUUCA